CAAAUUCAUUCAUAAUUUUUUAAGGUUAGACGUAACACGAUUCAAAAAUCAACAUGGUUACGGUUAUUCAAAGCGAUUUAAAUAUGGAAAGCACGAAUUUGUUAACAAAUGCCAUUACUUAUUUGGACCGUGUAUCCACUUUGCCUGAAAUAAAGGAACCUACACUAAAAUCUUUCAUUUCCUUAAAAACUAAGUUGAUGUCAUUAAAAUUGAAUAAUCAAGUAAAUGUAAACCCGUCUUCGCUCUAUUGCCAGCGUUGUUUCUUGUCCCUUCGUGAUGGACCAACAAAAUAUAAAGUUAAACCUAAAAAUAAGAACCACCGAUUCGCCAAGAAAAUGUUAAAUAAACGAAACAACGGGAUACCUCUUACUAAAUACCAAGAGGAAUACCUACAACGUAACCGUAGUUUCAAUGGAAAUUAUUUAGAAGUAACAUGUGGUUUUUGCAAAAAUAAAACAAUAAAAAAUAUUCCUGCUCCACCUAAUUUACAAUCGGAUAGUAGGAAACGGCAGAAAGAUUUAUCGAUUAUCAAGAAACAAAGGAAAAAAAAAGGAGAUAAGCUUUGUGGUCUCAACGAAGAGGCUGUUAUAUCUGUAGAAUCAAAGAAAAAGAGAAGAAAAGGUAAAAAAUCGGGAGUGGAAGACUGUUCGAUUAUCUGCCUAGAUACACCUAAGAAGAAACCAAAGUUAUGUAAUAACAAUAAUAACGAUGAAUCUGUUAUUCUAUUAGAAAAUACAAGUAUUAUUGAGCAAGUAGGACAAGUUGAACAGAAGAACGAGGAAAAUAAUCCUCCGAGUAAUAACAAUUCUAUUAUUAUUUGCACAGAUUUGAUUGAGUCUGACAAACCUCAAAAUAAUAAACCGAAAAGUAAUAAAUCUCAUAGGACACAACGAGCUGAAGAAUCUUUUAUCGAUCAGAGGAAUUAUUGGAGUCCAGAAUUCGAACCUAGCAAUCAGAAAUUUAAAUUCACAAAGAAAAAACGUCCUCGACAGGCACUUGAUUUAUCUACACCAGUAGAAAGUACACCGAAAUCAAACAGCGCUAUCAAGAAGCAAAAGACAUCCAAUCUAAAAUUAUCUAAAUUAUUGAACGAAGGCGCAAACAAAAAGAAGUCUUCAUCAAAUUUGUUACAGUUUUUAGAAAGUUUGUAAUUGCUAAAAGAGAUUUAAUAAAACAGC
Molecule: messenger RNA, 1178 nt
Organism: Phyllotreta striolata
Lineage: Eukaryota; Metazoa; Arthropoda; Insecta; Coleoptera; Chrysomelidae
Source: the annotation of a GenBank genome assembly